AUGCGGUACCCGAUGUACUUCCGCAGACCACCGGCGGCAAACGGGACGACUUCUCCCAACGCAAAUCGCGUUCCCACCCUGGACACUGCUCUCAAUGGCCGACGUCGUCGCUCGCUCGAGAUUUCGUACUCCUCGACGCUGCUUUUGCUGUGGACCUGUCUCCUCGCCUGGGUCUCGUGGCAGGCGCAAUUUCGCAUGCAGGCCUGCAGCAUCUUGACGCUCUGCACCAUUGCCCUCACCUCUGAGCACGGGGAGAGCCGCCUCCUCAUGCCGCUCAUCUUCUUAUCGGAGCGCUGCCUUGACCACGCCAUGGACCUUGGCCACUCGCCGAUUCUCUUUUACGCCUCGACGCUGUUGUCGUACCUGUCACUCAUCGCUGCGAAGGCGGAACAGCGCGGCAAGUCCGCCCACGACCGCAACGUGGUCGCCGAAAUCGCCCUCUACGCCGUUGUUGGCUUCAUUGUCGUCUUCUUUAUCGUGAAGGACAAAGUCAUCUCGUUCGGCGGUAUCGUCUACGUUGUGUCUGGCUACAUCUUCUUUGUGAAGCUGUCCCCGGCCGUCGGGGACAACGAGGCCAUUUUAAUCGGUUCACUCGUGGGAUUUUACAUGUGUGACAUCUGCGUAAACAACAACCUCAGCAUCCAUGGUGGCCGGGAGUCGGUCCUGCUGCUCAACGCGCCUGGGUAUCUGACCUCGUACACGCACAUUGCCAGUCGUGGCAUGAUCCUGUGUACGAUUUACAUCGUGUCUAUUAUAGGUGCCCUGUCGAGGUGGUGCCUCGUGCCAACUAACAAAAACUCCAAGUCGUCGCGGCGGCGCAUCAGCCGCAAGAGAAUCACGAUCAUCUUCUGGGUCUCGAACGUGGUGGUUGGCUUGACGCUCGCGUUGGUGAUCAGCUAUCAGUUUCGCGAGAACGUGCUCCGCUGGCUUUAUGCGUACAUCAUGUCCAGUCGCUUCCGAAUGUGGACGAUGGUGUGCUGGGUCACCCUCCUGCCACUGGCGGUGUACCUGGUCGACGUGCUCUCCGUCAACGUUCGGCAGACGGUGCGCCGAAAGCUGUUCCACUUUAUCGCCGUUGUCGCCUUUACACCGUCCAUUAUGAUUGACCCGCCAUUUAUGGCCUUCGCGUUUUCCACCGCCAUCAGCGUCUCUGUUUUAAUGGAGGUUGGGCGGUACUACAACAUCUACGGCGCGCAGCACAUCUCACACUUCAUUGUGCAUCACAUCGACGACCGCGACAGCAUCGACGGCGUGGUGCGGACACACAUUUACCUUCUCAUCGGACUUGGCAUUUCCAUAAUGAUGCGUUAUCGGCACCUGUCCCCUGACGUGAAACCCGUGCCCGCUAUCAUUGAACUCUCUAUCAACAUUAUACCUGGCAUCGUGUCGCUCGGCAUCGUUGACGCGUGCGCGGCGAUUAUCGGCAGCUCAUACUUCUUGAGCUCACGGCGUACGCUCGGGCGGUAUCUGAAGAACAACCUCUUCACCGAGCGCGCGAACACGUCCAUCACGCACAAGACGACCACUGGCACGCUGGGCGGACUGCUGUGCGGAAUGGUCUUCUGGGUCGUCAUUCUGACGAUCGCGGAGGUUCCCAUCACCGGACCUGUGUGGUACACGUUUACCAUGAUCGCCGCCUGCACCUUGACGGAGUGUUUUAUGGACGGGAUCGACAACCUGCAGCUGCCGUUGGUCGUUCUUGGCGCGGUAAACAACCUCUUUGCUUUGCUGGUGCCGGCCAAGGAGCUGUGGGUGAAUCCGGCCAUCACGCGUCCAAACCCGACCACGGCGACGUCAUUGGCGAGUGCGCUAACCUCACCGUGGAAGAGCUUUCCAUCGCCUGUGUCACCGUCCUCUUCCUUCUAG
Leptomonas pyrrhocoris is the source of this 1866-nucleotide messenger RNA. Its product is annotated as putative dolichol kinase. Bases 1 to 1866 code for a protein of 621 amino acids. Gene Ontology annotation, biological process: dolichyl monophosphate biosynthetic process. Gene Ontology annotation, molecular function: dolichol kinase activity. The transcript has a single exon. Gene Ontology annotation, cellular component: endoplasmic reticulum membrane. The record is from RefSeq and is a predicted model, not a curated record. Lineage: Eukaryota; Euglenozoa; Kinetoplastea; Trypanosomatida; Trypanosomatidae.